This is a messenger RNA of Diprion similis, 2429 nucleotides long. RefSeq names its product PHD finger protein rhinoceros-like. The coding region runs from base 1 to 2118 and encodes 705 amino acids. The record is from RefSeq and is a predicted model, not a curated record. The transcript has 2 exons. Lineage: Eukaryota; Metazoa; Arthropoda; Insecta; Hymenoptera; Diprionidae.
AUGUCGAAUAUAUUCGUCGCACUGGCUCUUAGUCUGGCUUGCACAUUGGCCGAAGAAAGCAACUCGUCGGAUGUGACUAAAUUGGAAGUCGUGGACCUGGGUGAACUGAGCGACGAGUCAAACGUGAAGAUCUCCGAAUCGCAAAGAAAAAGAGACUCUGGUUACGUGUAUAACAGACCGGACCGACUCACGGCUGGUCAGAGAUUCAACGGUCACGGUUACCGACAAAGCUCAAAUGGUUACAGGGCCAAAAUUGUAUCCAGAUACCCCAGCCAGAGUCAACGGCCCUUUACAAGCUACGGAACGCCGGUUCAGAGUGAACCAGUGCGAAGACCAAGCAGUCAGUACUCCGGUCCACAGAGCAGCAAUUUCGGUGGUCAUCAGAACCAGUUGAGGCCCCAACAGAGCCAGUUCAGUAGUCAGCAAAACCAUCAAAACCAGCAUUCCUCGGGUCAGUUUUCACAGCAGAGCAACGGAUUCUUCAGUCAGAGGGUUCCCAGUCCUGUUAGGCACGUCGAUUUCGUCCCGCCCAACCCGGUAGCCAGUCAAAAUGAUCAACCGUUCGGUUCGAACACGGCCCUCUACCUCCCUCCAAAGAAUCAAGAGCUGCCGACGUAUUCGGCACCGAAUAAAUUUCAGGCUGGUCAACAAGUGUUCCAGCAACAGAACCCUCAGCAGCAGAUACAGAGCGUGAAUUUUCAGCAGCAGGAUCAGAGCGCAAGCUUUCAGGAGCAGAGUUCAAACCAAGGCACAAUUUCCGACGCGGCAAAUUUCCUCUCCCAAAACGCCCAAGCCAUAUCUCAGCUCUACGGAGCUCCAGCAACGGACCAAAGCUUUGCUCCAAACAACGAAGACUUCUCCGGCGGAAGCAACCAGAUACAGGGAGUGGCUGGUCCCUCCUUUGGACAGAACAACCAGUUCCAGGAUCAGCAGUUUAACAAUGGUCAAUCGACGCAAAGGUUCCAGGGCUCGCUGCCCUCCUACGCAUCGGGCACCCUUGGCCCGGAUGAGUCGCUGGAGCAGAUCCAGUCUAAAGAAAAGGACAGACUGAUAGCCGAGCUGCAGACGUUGCUGAGUCAGAGUCAAUCGCAGAACGCCGCGAGUGCGGAGCUGAUCGGUCAGUACGCCCAGAGCCACGGCAACUACAUUGAGAACCAGAAGCUCCUGGCCGCGAUAAGCUCGCAGUUGCAGAAUCAGCAGAAGUACAACGGAGGCCAGAACGCGAAUCCCGGGGGUGGAUUCAGCCCCGCCAACACAGCCUUCGGUCAGGCACCCUUCGUUCCUGGCACCAGCACCACCCCCACUUUCACUCUAGGGUACGGCCUGACCACCCAGCAGACUCCAACGUCGACAACGACGACGACGACCACGACCGCAUCCCCCAUCCCUCCGUCCCAGAGUCCCGCCGGAAGUUCUCAGACUGGCUCUUCGGUUCCGGCACCAUCUGCACCCCCCGCUUCGAACCCGAGUUUUCCGCAGUACGGAGGAUUCGUACCUUCCCUUAUCGGCAGUCCCGGUUUCGUCGGGGGUUUGCCGAGCUACGGUACCGUCGGCUCGGGAUUCGUCCCGGCGCCUGUUCAGCCGGCAGAAUCAUCCCCUACACACUUCGGCUUACCGAUCCCCCAGGACCCCAAUGCAGCUCAGCAGCCACAGACUCCAGGAACGGCGCAUCAUCCCCCUCAGCCAGCGACCCUCCCUUCGUCACCGAGUUUUGUCACUCGGCCAGCCGCACUUCCGGUUCAUCCACUGCAGCCGAUUCAACCUGUGCACCCGAUCGCACCCCUUCAUCCGAUUUCCACCACUCUCCACGGCGUACAGCAGUUUCAUCCCAUCCUGAGUCAGCCCCUGCAGCCGGUUGCUUCUCCUGUACAUCCGGUUUUGCCCGCAGUUGCACCGGCGGUUGCUCCGGUUCACACAGCGCCAGUGGCGGCUCAUCCGAGUUAUGGAAUUCAACCGGGCGUCUUCAAUCCGUUGCUCUAUAAGCCUGUCAAGAAUGUUUAUCCUGUUUAUUAUUAUCCCAAUUUGCCAUAUCAGGUGCAAAAACCGGCGCUUCCCACUUACCCGUGGAGCUAUGCACCGUCUUAUGCACAAGCGAAACCUGCUCAAAUUUGGAAAUAAGUUCGCCUCGCGUCUACUUGUAAAUAUGUUUUUGUUGUUUUUUAUUGUUUAAUAUUCGGAUAUUUUUGUACACCUAUACCUGUCGGCAGAAAAACAGUUGUUCAGUUUUAACGAGAAUGUUUUUAUUUAUGCAUCGUAUGAUUAUUUUGUAAAUCUAGGAUAUGAUAAUGUAGGUAAAAGCUUGUUUGGCUGAAAUUCUACAUUUUUCGACACGUGUUUUUAACGCACAAAUUUCUUCGCCAGUGGAGUUGUAAAUACAAAGCUUGUAUUUAUUUUUAUAAAUAAAAUUGUUAUAUUUCUCUUUUUAUUAA